This is a messenger RNA of Nothobranchius furzeri (turquoise killifish), 436 nucleotides long. Its product is annotated as histone H2B 1/2. NCBI's taxonomy places the organism in Eukaryota, Metazoa, Chordata, Actinopteri, Cyprinodontiformes, Nothobranchiidae. Gene Ontology annotation, cellular component: nucleosome. Gene Ontology annotation, molecular function: protein heterodimerization activity; DNA binding; structural constituent of chromatin. The record is from RefSeq and is a predicted model, not a curated record.
GUUACCGUUGUUUAACCACACUGAUAAAGAUGCCUGAGCCUGCUAAGUCUGCGCCCAAGAAGGGCUCCAAGAAAGCGGUGACUAAAACCGCUGGAAAGGGAGGUAAGAAAAGAAAGAGGACCAGGAAGGAGAGCUACGCCAUCUACGUUUACAAGGUGCUGAAGCAGGUCCACCCCGACACCGGGAUCUCCUCCAAGGCCAUGAGCAUCAUGAACUCGUUCGUGAACGACAUCUUUGAGCGCAUCGCUUCUGAGGCUUCUCGUCUGGCCCACUACAACAAGCGCUCCACCAUCACCUCCAGGGAGAUCCAGACCGCUGUCCGCCUCCUUCUGCCCGGUGAGCUGGCCAAGCACGCUGUGUCUGAGGGCACCAAGGCUGUCACCAAGUACACCAGCUCUAAGUAAACUCCAUCAAAAACCCAAAGGCUCUUUUAAGA